AUGCGCUCUUUUACCCAGUCACUCGUUGUACUUGUCUUCUCUCUUUUGACCUUGUUAGCUUAUACUGAAGGGUUAUCACCACGAUACAAGGCCCCUCUCGUCAACGAUUACCCGUUGCUCGAGCGAGGUACGGUGCCCAAGACUACCUUGUCUUCUAAAUCCAGCAGCUCAGCAAAAUCAACCCCCCCAGGACAUGCGAAGCCCACUUCUGGAUCUGAGAAGCCACCAGUUCCCCUAGAGUACAAAUCUUGCUUCGAUCGCAAUCGCCAUCCCUACACCUAUUCUUAUGAUCAUGGAGAAUACCACUUUAGUGGUCACGGACCUGGACCGAAGACUGGAAAGCCAUAUAAAACGAAAACGUCUUCCACUUCUCAAACGUCUUCCUGCCACAAAGGGCAUUUCACUUCCAAAGAGUCGUGCACCCCCAAAUCAUCCUUUACCUUGCAGACAACUAUCACCUCCACGACGUCUGCUUCAAGCUUUUCAAGCUCUUCACCCAAUACCACCUCAAUCACCCUCUCCACCAACACGACUUCGACCUCAUCCACUUCGGCCUCAUCUACCUUGCCCGCAAACACCACCGUUCCAGGCUGCGAGCCCGAACUUCAGCUGGAUGGAGUCUCUGAAUAUGGCUUCAAUAAGAAGGGUGUAGCCUUUUCCGUGAAGAUGGUGAGCUGUUCGAAUUUUGAUGUCGCCAAUACCACCGCCUUUUCUAAUUUCGCUCCGAUCGACAAUCUAACUAUCACACCUGACAGCAUUUUCUUCACCGGAUUCAACGACGACUACGUCCUGCUCUCCGUAUUCGCAUUGGACAACUACGGCAACGCAGUCAUGAAGUCAUAUCAACUCCAUUUUGGAAGCAUCGACAUGCCCGUCUUGGUCCUCGGCCCGGACAACCAGCCCGCCAGCGGCGUCCUGGUCUACGGAAACGCAACCAUCUACCCGGGAGUCAGCCAACAAUGCACCACGGACGCCUCCGGCAAAUGCACACUCACCAGCCUGCCUGCGACGACGAUCGGCCUCGUGGCGCGGACAGAGAGCAACUCGAUCGCGGUUGACGGCCUCGCCGCUACCACCGGUCAGGUCACGCUCAAGCUAAUGCCUUUCACUUCGCCGGCUGGGAAUUCGACGUUUGACGCCAAUAACGGGACGACAGGAUGGACGGGGGGCACUGUCUCGCAGUCGAUGAAAAUCAAGAGAGACACGACGCUCACGCUGAGCACGGCGGGUCAGUCCAGCCUGCAGAGCGCGAGCAAUAGCUUCAAUGUGCGCCCCUUCACCAAGACGGCGUACAUAAGGUACAAAUUCAUCACUUCGGAAGUGCCGGGUGGGUUCUUCGGAACUCAAUUCAACGACUACUACUCGGUGACCAUCCGCUCCGAUACGGGCGCCUACGUCUCCGUCACCAACAGCAUGAACGCGCUGGGACUCGGCGCGUUUGACGCCAACGGCGCGACCGACUGGUUCACGCUGCGGCUCUCCGUCCCCGCCAACACCAAGUCGGUCGAGUACGACAUCGGAGUGUCGAAUGUGGCGGACAGCCUGUACGACUCCUCGGUGGUGGUGGACAAGGUCGGCGACCUCCAGUGCGACAAGUGCGGCGACUGCGCUUCCUGCCCCAGCGAUCCCAUGUGCCAGGCCAGCUGCAUCAACCCGCCGCUGAAGAGCUGUGACUUCUACCGCAACUGUGCCGAGGGCCAGCUCGCGUGCGGAGCGGGAGGCUACCCGCUCGCGUACGGCGAGAAGAACUGCAACCGAUUCACCAACAACCUGAACUGCUUCGGCGCCGCGGGUCAGGACUGGAUCUUCGGCACCAUGCACUGUCUGCAGACGGCCAUGGUCCCCGUCCUCCAACCCUGCACCGCCACCUGCUCGUCCUUCCAGGCCGCCGCCUUCGACUCGCACCCGCGAUGCUACGUCGACAACGGCUUCUGCGGCCUCCAGUGUCCCGAUAUCCUGGCCGUGCUGAUCACGGUCAACACGGAUCUGGUGAGCUUCCAGAGCCUCCGGCAGGUCGCGCAGACGGCCGGCCUCUGCAUCGACAAUCUGCUGCAGACGCUGAGCGGCUGCAGUGGCGAUGUCGUGUUUGGGGCCGCCGCGGGCGGUCUGGCGGGGGGAGGGCUGGCGAAGACGAUUGCGCUCACGGUGGCCAUCACGUUGUUGAAGAAGGUCGCUGGGACGUCGUAG
Messenger RNA from Endocarpon pusillum Z07020, 2187 nucleotides. RefSeq lists its product as uncharacterized. The record is from RefSeq and is a predicted model, not a curated record. Gene Ontology annotation, molecular function: hormone activity. Gene Ontology annotation, biological process: intracellular calcium ion homeostasis. The transcript is spliced from 3 exons. NCBI's taxonomy places the organism in Eukaryota, Fungi, Ascomycota, Eurotiomycetes, Verrucariales, Verrucariaceae. Bases 1 to 2187 code for a protein of 728 amino acids. Gene Ontology annotation, cellular component: extracellular region.